Sipha flava (yellow sugarcane aphid) is the source of this 1096-nucleotide messenger RNA. RefSeq names its product nuclear transcription factor Y subunit B-4 (gene Nf-YB). The transcript has 6 exons. Gene Ontology annotation, biological process: regulation of transcription by RNA polymerase II. The coding region runs from base 435 to 1025 and encodes 196 amino acids. Gene Ontology annotation, cellular component: CCAAT-binding factor complex. NCBI's taxonomy places the organism in Eukaryota, Metazoa, Arthropoda, Insecta, Hemiptera, Aphididae. The record is from RefSeq and is a predicted model, not a curated record. Gene Ontology annotation, molecular function: DNA-binding transcription activator activity, RNA polymerase II-specific; protein heterodimerization activity; RNA polymerase II cis-regulatory region sequence-specific DNA binding.
CGUUAAAACGAACAUUUUCGAAAAACGUUUUAAAUGUGUUCCGGGAGAAUGCGGGCUAUUAAAAUAUCAACGGAAUAUGAAUGACGUCAGUCCGUAUUGCUGCUUGCGCUCGGGCGAUACUCUUUCAAAAUUUAUAUAUCGAAAUUGGCCAGUGUUCCCAUUGAUAUUUUCACACAAUUAAUUUUUCACAUCGAUUUUGCAGUAAAAUUGACAUAUUUGUUGGACUUAUCCACUUAUUUUGACUGAUUCUAUUUUAUUUUUCAUCGUUAUUGGUAUCCGGUUGUUUAGAUUUUGUUUUAAUACGUGUUGUGGCUGCGCUGUUACCAUACCAAUUGACGAAUUAUGGUGCUAAGAAAUUUCUACAUUUAAAGGUAAAAAGUGUAUGAAAAAAUUUCGCGCUCUCCAACAAUUUUGGUUCAAGAUUCGAAUUAACAAUGAACAGCAGCGAUAGUGAUGAUUUAGCUGAAGAAUUUUUAACUGACGACACUCAAAAUUUCUUAUCCCAAGAUCAAGAUGGGAUUGAAAUGGUUACGUUGGAUAAUACAGAUGACUCUUCUAAUCAAGGAGAAGUUUAUGAACUGAAAUAUGGUAAACCACUUCGCGAACAAGAUAGAUUUCUUCCAAUUGCUAACAUUGCUAAAAUUAUGAAAAAAUCCAUACCAGAUGGAGGAAAGAUUGCAAAAGAUGCAAGAGAAUGUGUGCAAGAAUGUAUAUCUGAAUUCAUAAGUUUCAUAACUAGUGAAGCAAGUGAUAGAUGUUUUCAAGAAAAAAGAAAAACUAUAAACGGAGAAGAUAUUCUGUAUGCAAUGUCUAAUUUGGGAUUUGACAACUAUGUAGAACCCUUAAAAUUAUAUUUGCAGAAAUAUAGAGAGGCUACUAAAGGAGACAAGUCCAUUGGAAUUGAAGAACUCUCUGAUGAUGUGUUUUCGAAUGAUGGAAAUUACCCAAAAAUAUUUGGAACAAGUAGUCAAAAUGAAUCAGUCAUUUACUACCAAGAUCCAAUUCAACAGUUCCAUAUUGGAUAAUAAUUAAUUUAAUUGAAAUUUUUACAAUUUUUAAACUUAAUUUUUUCUAUAAUUAUAAAUCAUGUAUCAUA